UAAGCACCAAAUCGUUGUUUGCCACCCGCCAAUACACCUCAUUGAAGAAGAAAAAUGAAGAACUGAAAAUUGACAGCUUGCUGUUACAGGUUUUCGUCUUUUAAGCGUUUUAUCGAUCGGUUUAAGUAGCUAAUGUUGCGAUUUAGCCAGCUAGACGGAGCAUGACCUUAUCUCAAUUACGGCGUAACCAGGGCAACAAUGCUGCAGAUGGGAGAUGAAGUCACCCUGUACUCGGUUGUCUUUGUGGUCGUCCUGCUGGGGACCCGAAGCCCAAUUUGGACAACCGUCCUCACCGUCUCCCUCUACGUCUUUCUGGCCCUGUUUCGGUUCCCCCAGGUACCGACCAGCCGAGCCCGGCAGGUGCUGCACCCAGCCAAGGGCGUGUCGGAGGUCGCUCACCGGGGCGGUGGGCACGACGCACCGGAGAACACUAUAGUCGCCAUUCGGGAGGCCAGUAAGAAUGGGGCGACGGGCGUGGAGUUGGACCUGGAGUUCUCUGCAGAUGCCGUUCCAAUACUGAUGCACGAUGAGACUGUGGACCGGACCACUAACGGUUCGGGUCCACUCAGUCAGAUGACACUGUCCGAUCUGGGGAGACUGGAUGCAGCUGCUAAACAUCGACUCAAGGACAAGUUUGCUGGAGAGAAGAUCCCAACUCUUGACGAGGCGGUGGAGGAAUGUAUUAAGCUGCAGCUCACCAUCUAUUUUGAUGUCAAAGGUCAUCCAGAUGAGGCAGCUGCAGCCCUCAAAGAAUUGUAUAAAAAACACCCAGUCCUCUACAACAGCAGCAUUGUCUGCUCUUUCGAGCCCAGAGUUAUCUACAAGAUGAGGCAGAGUGACCCAGAAGUGGUCACAGCACUGACCCACCGGCCAUGGAGCCUGAGUCGGUUAGGAGAUGGCUCCCCACGUUUCUCAUCGCUAUGGAAACACAAUUGGAUGACACUAAUGGACAUAGUGUUUGACUGGGCGCACCAUCACGUGCUGUGGAAGCUGUGCGGCAUCUCAGCCUGCCUAAUCCAGAAGAACUUUGUCUCAGUGGACUAUGUGCAGUACUGGGCCCAGAGGGGGGUGGAAGUGGUGGCCUGGACAGUCAACACAAAAGUGGAGAAAGAGUAUUACCAGGAACUGCUGCAAGUCAACUACAUCACAGACAGCCUUGUGGAAGACUGUGAACCCCAUUACUGAGACCCACGUAAACCCAGCACAGGAUGUGUUCCCACAUACAGUCAUUAAAAAGAUCAAAUCCA
This is a messenger RNA of Etheostoma cragini (Arkansas darter), 1247 nucleotides long. It is a transcript of the gene gde1, whose product is annotated as glycerophosphodiester phosphodiesterase 1. Gene Ontology annotation, biological process: lipid metabolic process. Gene Ontology annotation, molecular function: phosphoric diester hydrolase activity. Bases 199 to 1185 code for a protein of 328 amino acids. The record is from RefSeq and is a predicted model, not a curated record. The transcript has 6 exons. NCBI's taxonomy places the organism in Eukaryota, Metazoa, Chordata, Actinopteri, Perciformes, Percidae.